Trematomus bernacchii (emerald rockcod) is the source of this 5851-nucleotide messenger RNA. RefSeq names its product interferon-induced very large GTPase 1-like. Gene Ontology annotation, molecular function: protein binding; GTP binding. NCBI's taxonomy places the organism in Eukaryota, Metazoa, Chordata, Actinopteri, Perciformes, Nototheniidae. The record is from RefSeq and is a predicted model, not a curated record.
UUUCACUUUACUGUAAACUAGACAAUCGUUUCUAGGAAACAAAACAGAAAGUCACUGCACUAGAAAUAUAAAAGGAGAUGCCUGGAACAGGUUUGGCAUCGCCAGAGAAAUGCAAACCUGACUCAAGACAGAUCAUGGGCUAUAUGACAAAAUAUUGCAUAUAGCCUACAGUAGGCUAGUUAAACAAUCCGGGGUAAAAGAAGAGGCAUCGUUUCUACCAUGGUUAAUCAACAAAGUGAGAAGCUGUUUGAAUAAUCUGGAGAGUGUGGGAUGGCUGAGAGUGUAUCAGCAAUGGAUAGCUCUGAUGAGGAGGAAUAUUAUGAUGUAUCAGAUUCCUUCCCUGACCCGUGCUGUGAGGAAGGAAAGAACACUCCAGCAGCACCAGAGUCGGACCAUGUUCCUCCACCAGGGGGAGUAACAGUUCUUAAUUCUGACCAGGAGACAGUUUCUCUUGGCUUUCCACCAACUGAAAACUCUGCUGGGUUUAGACUACAGUUAAAUUACUUCUGUGAAACACACAGAGGCUGUUUGACUGUUGAUGACUCCAGCCCUGUGAAGGUUGUUGGACUGGUUCCUGGCACUGAGUAUACCUUCAGCAUCAUAAGGAUUGCAGACAAUGGACAUCAAAGCAAAGCAACCUCGCUAUCUGUCUUCACAGAGCCCAGCCCUCCUGUGCAGAUUACAGUCGACCAGGUCAGCAGCGAGUCACUGUCUCUGCAUUGGGACCCCCCUGCUGGUGAAGUGGAGAGUUACAUUGUGACUUGUUGCAGUGAGGGAGACAGUGUGCAAGAGACAACUGACACAAACAAGAUGACAUUCAACAACCUGCAGCCAGGGGAGUGUUACUUUCUACAGGUUUCUACAAAACUUCGGAAUGGAAGUUUAAGCAGGCCAACUGUAACAUCUGCCAACACAAAGACACACCUAGAGAGCUUACUGGAGGAUCUGGGGUUGGAUCAACACUACAGAGAGAAGCUGUCCCUCAGCACAGUUCUAAGCAUUGACGAGAAGACCAUUACCGAUGAACCUGCCAAGUGUAAUUCAGAUCUUCCAUGGUAUUUUCUGAAGAAACUAAUGAUGGUUAAUGUGACAGCUAGGAAUGUGAAAUGUACAUCUGCAUGCGAGUCAAACUCUGGUGAUCACUUAGAUCUUGAUAAUCUUGACAAAAGUACACAUUCAGAUGACACACUGAAUCCCCUUGACAUUGUCACUGCUCUCUUCCUGUGCUCUGAUGGUUUUGUACAGCAGGAAAUGGCCCUCAAAAUGUCCAUGUGUCAGUUUUCCGUGCCUCUGUUGCUUCCCAACUGUGACACAAAGCAGUGCACACUCAUGCUUUGGGCCAUGAGAGACAUUGUUAAAAAGUACAGACCUCAGAAACUUUCAGAAUCCAGGGGAUUUAUUGAAGAGAGAAUUGUUGUCUCUGAACUUCCAAUGAUAUCUUUUGUUAGACUGGGUGAGUGCUCCUUGUCCAAGUCAAAGAUCCUCAAUGAGCUUCUGAGCAGUUCUCAGCAGUACCAUGACACCUUUGUUCACUCCAACAUGGAGUGUGGUGACAGUCCAAGGAGAAUAUCCAAUGGAUUGGUUGAAAUGACUUGGUACCUCCCUUGUGGGAACAAAAACAUGGAUGUCUUCAGCGAGCCAGUUGCUGUAGCUAACCUUCGUGGGGACAUUGCUACAUUUGAAACACAAUUUGCUUUCUUGUGUCAGACAUCUGCAGCAGUUUUUGUGUUCUUUGACGCUUUGAACUCUGAGUGUGAGCUGCUAACCAACCAAAACCACAAGGCCCAGAUCUUCUUGGUGGGUAACCGUCAAAGCAAAGAUUUCAAAUUAGAUGCUGUAAAAAAGGUAGCAACCAAGUUGGACUUGACUAAUAGCAACAUCCUUUUAAAGACUAAGGGCAUGAAUGAUGCAGACUUUGUCAAAGAUUUGCGGGAAAAAGUCAGCAAUGUAUUUGAAAACUCACAGAUGAAGAUGGGAAUUGAACAAAUGUCUGCCAUUGCCCAUGAACUGGGAAUCUGGAUUGAUGAAGACUCUCCAGACUGCCAGACAGCGAAGAAAAAUGCAGAUGCCAUCACAUCAGAAAUUCAAGACCUUCUUAAAUACAAAGAAGCUCAGCUUCCCUUGCAAGGCCAAAUAUGGAAGGACCUUACUUGCUUAGAGAAGGAAGAAUUCCGGCUUCGGAAAGUUGGGUCUGAAAAUAUAGAAAAGUACAAAAGUGAUCUUCAGUACAAAAAAAAACGUCUUCGGGAAAAACAGAACUCUCAGGACAUCUCAAAGGCAAUGACAUGUUUCAUCUAUGCAAUAUCAAGCCCAGGGAUAGAGAGGUGCUAUUUCCUGAAAUGGAUGCGAAUGAACCUCGAUAAUGUGUCUCGGAAAAAACUCUUUGACCUCAGGGAGCAGUACAAAGAAAAAUGCAAAAACCCUGAGAACAAAGAGGAGAUCAAGGAGAUUGACAAACAACUUUCCAACAGCUCAUUAGGGACUGAACACUUCUUCCGUGAAAUGGGGCAGAUUUAUGAAGCUUCCCUUUCCCUUCCUGAAACAGACCCAGCACGUCAACAACUACAGCAUCUCCCCAAGCUAUGUGCUGAGUUAAUGCUUGAUGGAUUUCCACUUGAGCUUGUAGAUGGAGAAGCAUCCAACAUACCUCUCAGAUGGGUGAGUGACGUUCUCUCUCAGCUCAAUGACUUGGUGUCUCCUAAGAACAAGAUCCUGGUAGUCACAGUUCUUGGAGUUCAGAGCACAGGAAAGUCCACUCUCCUCAACACCAUGUUUGGAGUGCAGUUUGCAGUCAGCAGUGGUCGAUGCACUCGAGGGGCCUUUAUGUUGCUGAUUAAAAUCAAUGAAGAUGCCAGAAAAGACUUCAACUGUGACUUCAUGGUGAUCAUUGACACUGAGGGCUUAAAGUCACCAGAGCUCGCACAACUGGACAAUAGCCACGAGCACGACAAUGAGCUUGCAACACUUGUUGUGGGGCUGAGUGAUAUCACCAUCAUCAAUGUUUCAAUGGAGAAUUCAACAGAAAUGAAGGACAUCCUACAGAUAGUUGUACACGCUUUCCUCAGGAUGAAAGAGGUGGGCAAAAAGCCCAAAUGUCAGUUUGUUCACCAGAAUGUGUCGGAUGUUUCAGCCCAUGACAAGAACAUGCGAGACAGGAAACUGCUCCUGCAACAGUUAAACGAGAUGACCCAGGCAGCAGCCAAAAUGGAAAAGAAAGAAGAGAACAUGAGCUUCACUGAUGUGAUGGAGUACAGCCCAGACACUGGAAACUGGUACAUUCCUGGACUCUGGAAUGGAAACCCACCGAUGGCACCAGUCAAUGCAGGCUACAGCGAGGCAGUCUAUGAGCUCAAGAAGAACAUCAUCCACAUUUUGGGAAGUUGUGGAUCGUCAGCUAAUAAUAUCUUGGAGUUUACAGAGUGGAUGAAGAGCCUGUGGACGGCAGUAAAACAUGAAAACUUCAUCUUCAGUUUCAGAAACAGUCUCGUGGCUGAUGCAUACAUGAGGCUGUGCACAGAAUUCAACAAAUGGGAAUGGGACUUCAAAAAAGAAAUGUACACAUGGGUUACAAAAGCUGAAACAAGACUCUCCAACUUCGGUACACCUGCUGAUAAAUCUGACAAAUCUGACAUGACAGAACUUCAUUUGCAUUUGAAAAGUGAAGUUUUGACUGAGCUGUCUAAAUGGGAAACAAAGCUUCUCGAAAAUUUGCACAAGUACUUCAAACAAACAGAGGGCCAUGUCUAUCUUGUUGAAGGAUACAGACAGGAGUUUGCAAACAGUGCAAAGAGCCUUCGACAAGAAAUGGAAAGCUCUGUGUUUAAUCAACUCAAAGCUGCAGCUGACAUCAGACAGGGAAUGACUGAACUUGAUAAAAUCAAGGAGAACCAUACAAAGGAGUUAGAGACCAGAGUUUGUGCAUUGAUUGAAGAAUGUAGGAAGAAAAACAUCAAGAUGAAAGAGAAAGAGCUGGACGAAGAAUUUGACAAGAUGUGGACUAAAACAGUGAAGGAACUUUCCUUUACAAAAAUGAAGGUUGAGGACAUUUUCACCAGUGUGUCUCACCACCUGAGAACAAAUCUAAAACAGAAGGGAAGUCAAGCGAAUGGUUUGUUGAGUAAAAAAACCCUGAAAGAGUAUGGACUGGUGCCUUUUAAAUAUAUAGCUGAAGGAUUUAUCAAGCGAUUUAAAAACCUAUUCAGUGCUCAAAGUCACACAAAAGCUGUACAACAAACAGCUGACAGCAUCAUUACAGAUUGCUCACAGAUGAUGACUGAAAAAAUUAAAAGAAAGAGCAAUUACCAUGAUACCUACAUUGAGGAGAUUCUAAACAUGAUUGAUGAGAGGCUGCAAAACAAUCACAAAGUUGGAACAGACAUCACGUUUGAAGUCUCUCUGAAACAGCACAUCUGUGGAGACGCAGCCAGAAGGUUCCAGAGAAUGCAUGAAGAUUUCAUCCAAAAGAAGGAUCCCUACAGAUGUCUGAACGAAAACAAAGGAAAGUUUCUUGCUGAUUUUAAAGACGUGUUCCAUAAUGUAGACCAGUGCCAGAAGAAGGCAGAAGAAUUCACAGACCGAUGCUUGAAGCCUGCAGUCGAACACUUCAUAAACCGCUCCCUGGGUCCUGAUAUCAUUGGUGAAAUGAGGACAAGUGAGGAGUUCAGCACAAGAAUAUCCUUCCAGUGUUCACUUUUACUGGAACUGCUCUCAAAGGGUGACUUUAAAAAGUACCAGAGCUAUAUUUGCUCCUAUGAGAAAUAUGUAAAGAAAUGGAUAUUCAACAAAAUAUUGAAACGCUUCUCAGAUGGGUCUACGAUGUUUGAGGAACAACAUCUCGAGUCAUGUGUCAACAGCAUAAAUAAUGCUAUCCAGAAAGCUAAAACAGAAAAGAGUGGCAACUUAAAGUCAUUUGUUGAAGUUGUCUGUCAGAAACUUGGUGACAAACUGGUCAUUUCCCAGGAUGCUCUUGGUGCAUUCAUGACCCUGAACAAGGCUGACCAGGAACAGUUUGCUCACUGGCUCACUAAGUGUGUGAAGGAGAUGGCACAAACUCUUAGAGAGAAGUUUAAGAAAACAAACAUCCAAACUAAACUACAGAGCCUUCAUGUGAAUCCUCAGAACGAGCUUUUCAACACACUGAUUGGAUGUGGUAAACAGUGUCCGUUCUGCGAAGCACCCUGUGAGGCAGGAGGAACAGCCCACACUGAGCACUUCACUUCACUUCAUCGACCAGAGGGUCUGGGUACAUACAGAUGGAGUGAUACAGAAAAACUUUGCAUUGACAUAUGCUCUUCCCUUGUGAACAGUGACAUUUCUUUUCUCUGCAGUGCUACAAAAGAUCAAUCGCACCCUUUCAAGCGCUACAAAGAAAUUUAUCCGGACUGGAAAAUCCAAGCAGAUCCAAGCCUCCAGGCAUCAGACUACUGGAAAUAUGUAAUGGCAAAGUUCAAUAAAGCGUUUGCAUUAACAUACGAUGCAAAGCCUGCUGAUAUUCCUGCAGCUUGGAAACUUAUCACACCUGAGCAAGCAGAGGCAAGCCUCAAAGAGUCAUUUCAUUCCAAAUGAGAAACUACAAGCUUUGUGCUCACAGAGGGUCCCGUCCUCCUCAUUACAGUCAUCAUCCUCUCAUGGACAUUUAGAUUACACUUGAUUUAUAUGAAGAGAAGCACACAAAGUAACAUGCUGUUUAUGAGAUGGCAAAGUUGACCAUAUAUUUCAACAACAACUUACAAGGAAUUUGUAAACGUUUCAGUUUGAUUAACAUACUUUAAAUCCUUAUUUUUUGGUUGUUAUUGUAGUAUCAAUUAAAGGUGGGGUAUGUAAUUUACUUCAGAAACACUUUUUGUUAUAU